This is a messenger RNA of Lagenorhynchus albirostris (white-beaked dolphin), 3647 nucleotides long. RefSeq lists its product as uncharacterized. The transcript is spliced from 2 exons. The record is from RefSeq and is a predicted model, not a curated record. The coding region runs from base 801 to 1481 and encodes 226 amino acids. Lineage: Eukaryota; Metazoa; Chordata; Mammalia; Artiodactyla; Delphinidae.
UUUGAGCACUGAGUCCUCCUGGCGUCUGGGCAAACGGACCUCAGGAAAUGUUUAUUUACUAAGAAUGGGAAGAAACCAGCAGAGAAGUCGAAAAUACAGGGAGAAUGGAAAACGAUGGGUUCAUCGAGGGUCCUGAGACUCCAGGAGAAUAUAUCGCAUCUAGUCCAGAACAACAGAGGAAACUGACCUCCGGCAGGGAAGCCAAUCUCCCACUUUCUCUGUCAAAGAGGACCAAAGAUAACUUGCUGAAUGGGAAGCCGCGGAACGGGAAGUGUGAGGUGUGGACACGGUUUUAAGUGGCUGCCCUGAAGGAGGAGAAUGGCAGAAGAGACUGCAGAGAAGAACACACGGGAGAGAGCUUGCAGAGACCCACUGAGUCCAGUGGAGACGCAAAAGCAGAACUGUCUCGGGCAAAGCUGGGCAAUUUUCUCCAACACUACUCUGGAGCCGACGGAAAAGCCCAGGAGGCUGACAACACGUUUGCGAGCAGACGCAAACAAGACGGCGAGAGCUCAAGCGAAAGACCUGUCUGCUUCACUGGACGCGAAGGGCAGUGCGAGAGCUGGGGGGACCGAGGAGCAGUCCCGGGCCACCUCGAGGAGCGCACGACCGAGACGACGGCCAGUCCGGCCUCCCCGCGGGCCUGGGACACCCCCCACCCCGCGCCCCGGCCCCGUCGCUGGGACACACUUACCAGCAGGCCCUCCACGUUGAUGGGGUCUCGGCAGCGGCGCCGCACCGUCUCCUCCGCCGGGUCCACGAGCAGGCUGGGCAGCUUCCGCGCCGGCCGCUGCUGACUCAUGCUGCCCAGCCGGCCGCCUCUCGCCUCGCACCCCGCGAGCUCUCCCGCCUUCUCCCGCUCGGGUCGGGCGCCGCCCCCGACCCGCCGGGUCCCGGGGUCCAAGCACGAACUGGACUCCUGGCCUGCCCGGAGGCGCCGCCUGGCUAGGCCGGCCCUCGGACGGGCGCGCAGCUGCCCCACGACCCCGGGAGCUGGAACGCGGGCGGGAGGAGAGCAGGGUGACCCACGGCUCUCAGGACGCCAGGCCCGCCAUCUUCCCGCAUGCGCAGUGCGCCGCCCCCAGUGCGCAUGCCCGGCGCGGCCGGAGCGCUCCCAAACACAGACCCGCGCCCGAAGGCCGGAGCCCGAGAAGUCCCGGAGAGCGGAGUCCGCGGAAAGGAUGGCGAAGGAAAAGGAAGACAUGGAGCAGGAAUUCCAGACGAAGGGAACGGGGCGAGAGGAAAGAGGCAGCCGGGACAACACUGUGGUCGCCUCGGAAUUCUCGACACUAAAGGUCAGUACCCUUUUUAGGAAGGUGAUGAGGCACGAGGACAAACACUUGGCGGGAAAGGAGUGUCGUAGAGAUGGAAGGAUGCAGAAAGAGGAGAGGUGGCACGGAGGAAGGAACAGACGAACCUGGACUGGAGCAAGUCCUGCAUCCACCCUUAUUAGCCUCACUGGCAAGCAUCUUAACCCUUAGGAUCCUCAGUUUCUCUGUUUGUAAACGGAGGGUAAACAUACCUCCAAUUCUGCUGUAUUAGAGACAAUGGACGUCAAGUCCCUGGUGCAUUGAAUCCAUCUUCAGUGGUAACACAAACUUCCUAGCUUCACAGGGGCUGUUUCUAACCAAGUCUUAAAGCUCCCUACCCCAGUGACUAAAAAUGGUUCUAAAAUGACAUCAAAUGGAACAAAGCCGGGCGGCUGACUCUUUGUUCUGAGGUUUUGUUCAGAGUUUGACAAGCUUUCCAGAGAGCUCCCAAGAAGAUGCUAGCCCACGAAAGUUGUCAUUGGGCCAGAUGCACGGAUUCAGUCUCUCCACUUAGCAACAGUAUUUGCCUCCUGCUUCAGAAAAGGAAACAAAAAAGUAAGCCUGCAGUUAAAUACACCCACAAGGGCAAAUCCCCAUGAAAGCCUGUCAAAAAAGAGCUGUGGGAAAGAUGAGCUAUUGCUGUACGCCUGGGUGAACUCCAAUGAGGAAGCCACAAAGGGGAGGGAGGAUGGGCACAGGGGCUUGUCAGUUGCAGCCCCCCAAAGGGUUUCAGCCUUUCCCUCCUCCUGAUUCCCACUGCCCCACGACUGCCCUCAUUGUCAUUGUUCCUGGACUAUUUUAACUGCUUCCUAAUUCAUUCGCCUGUCCUGCCAUUUCCAAGGGACUCUAUACUAUCACUGUCAAAUUAAACAACUGCCUUUUGGGGGGUGGCUGUUGACCUUUCAUUGCAGGAGAAAUCUUUCUAAAGCGUGGGUCUGAUCUCAUCACUCCUCUGCUUAAAAGCUGUCAGUGUACUUUGUCUGUAUUAUGCUCGAGGUUAGUGGUUUCCCCUGGGCACUGGUCACUUGCCUGCCUAGCUGUCUCCCGCAUCACACUCUUGGAGGGAGGGCAGGGGCUGGGUCCUGGGCACUCAGGGGCCCCCACCACCUUAUCAGAGCCAUUGGAUGCAUCACUUUCUCUCAGUCACAUUAAUCUUCAUUCAGUUCCUCAAAAGCUUUCCCCCACUGCUGAGUCUUCUCACAUCUUGUUUUCUUGGCUAGAACGUUAACCCUUUGACACCUCCCCUAGCAAAUGCCUCACCCUUAGUUUGCACAUUCUCCCCACCCCCCAGAAAGGCUUCUCUGAACCCCCAGUUGAGGCUAGCGCCCCAGCCUCCUUCCCACGUGUUGUCUGAUGAGCCCCACAACCUGGACUGAUGCCCCCAGUAACCUUUCACCAUCCAUAGACACAUUACAUUAUAAAUAAAUAGCAUUUGAAAAAAAACUAAACUCUUUACUAUGUUGACUUCAAAAUGUAAAUUCUAAAGCAAAACAUGACAACCCAAAUUAUAGAGGUAAUAGUUUGUCUUAAAUCUUUGAAGCACACCUUAACGCUGGACUUUGUUUUAAUUCAGCAUUAUCAGAUGAUUAAGUUUAGCAACUUUUAUUUUUCCUCCGACUGAAUUUUAUGAUGAAUGAUACUAAUGUUCUUAGUAUUUCUUAAAUAUUGUAGGUUUACGUUAGUUUCAUUUUGGGAAAAGAAAAUCCAUUUUAUUAAUUGUGUUAUUGUGUUAUUAAUUGUGCUUUUAUAAAAUCCAUUUGUAUUAAUUGUGUGGAAAGAAGACUCACAAUCAGCAAACUUGAAACCUUUUGUUUUCUUUGUUAGGUAGUUACACAUCAUUUUUAUAAUGAAAAAGAUAAAUGAUAAUACCUUCCCCUAAAAGAAAAGAAAGUUGCCAAAUAUUGGAGGAUAACCACGUUGGUUUCAGACUUCUGAUACCAACAGUACAAAAAUAUCAUUAGACCUCUGAGAAAUUUUGGACAAUGAAAAUUAAACAAGAAAACUGUUAAUUUUUUGAAGAGGCUCAUUUAUAUGGCUCAAAAUUCAAAAGGUACCAGAGUAAACAGUGAAAAAUGUCCCUCCCACGCCUGUCUCUCAGCGGCGAAGUCUAAAGUCGUCUCUGAAGCUCACGGGUUUUAUAUGGAUUGUUGCAGAGAUAUUUUAUGCAAAAAUAGUGCUCUAUGUUAUUUCCCCAAGCCUUGUUUGCACAUGAAUAAUCAUACUAUUUCUCGAUUUUUUUUAACCUAGCAAAAUAUCUUGCAGAUUGUUCCCUAACAGUGCAAUAAAAGUUUUUUUCACUCUUUUUCAUGUCUACACAGUAUUGCAUGGUGUGUAUGU